This is a messenger RNA of Mesorhabditis belari, 1293 nucleotides long. NCBI's taxonomy places the organism in Eukaryota, Metazoa, Nematoda, Chromadorea, Rhabditida, Rhabditidae. The record is from the annotation of a GenBank genome assembly.
AUGUAUCGUCUCCCAUCCCGUCUCCCCCUCCACCGCCCAUCAUUCAACAAUCUUUUCUCUUUUCACCGCAACGCAACCGCUUCGCCUCUUCGCUCCUCUUCGCCUCUUGUUGACAGUCAACAACAAACCAAAAACGAUUCGAUGCCACCAGUACCGGAGAAUUUACUGAAACCGAUGGAGAUCCCAGCAAGGGAACUUUUCGGUCCAGGUCCUUCGAAUAUGACACUUCCAAUUCAAGAUUCGGCUUCGAGAAGUCUCUUGGGACACUUGCAUCCAGAGUUUAUUAAGAUUAUGUCCGACGCUCGUGAAGGUCUUCAAUAUGUGUUCAAGACUCAAAGCGCGUAUACAUUUGCUGUUUCAGGAACAGGUCAUGCUGGUAUGGAAGCGGCUGUUUUAAACCUUUUGGAAAGAGGUGAGAAAAUUCUGGCGUUAAAAACCGGAAUCUGGGGACAACGGUGUGCGAAUUUGGCAAAACGGCUUGAUUUGCAGGUCCAAACGGUCGAGGCUGUUGAGGGAAACGCCGUUCCAUUUGAUGAGGUUAAAAAGGCAAUUGAAUCCUUCAAGCCACAAGUGCUCUUCGUGUGUCAGGGUGAGAGCUCGACAGGUGUUUGUCAACCAAUCGAUGGACUUGGAGAGUUGUGUCAUCAAAAUAACUGUCUUCUCCUGGUGGAUACUGUAGCUUCUCUAGGCGGGACUGAGUUCGACAUGGACGCUUGGGGAGUCGAUUGUGUCUAUUCAGCCACACAAAAGGUGUUGAAUGCUCCGCCCGGCUUGGCGCCGAUCUCAUUCUCGCAGAGGGCAAUGGACAAGAUUAAAACUCGAAAAACGCCGGUUGCUUCGUGGUACUUCGACGCGCUGGAGUUGGGUAACUAUUGGGGAGCUGACGAAGGGCCGAAAAGAUAUCAUCACACUGCUCCAAUCUCGACCGUUUACACUCUGCGCACAGCGUUGGCUGAGAUUGCAAAGGAAGGAAUCGAUGCUGUAAUUGCUCGUCACCGCAAAAAUUCGGAGAUUGUUUAUGGUGAAUUGGAGGCGAUCAAUUUAAAGCCAUUUGUAGAGAAAAAGGAAUGGAGAUUACCGUGUUUGACGACAAUUUCCGUGCCUGAUGGAGUCGAUGCGGCUGAGGUGCAGAAAGAGAUGAUGGCACAAGGGAUUGAGAUAGCUGGCGGACUGGGGCCAACAGCUGGACGAAUCUGGCGAAUCGGUACAUUUGGAGCGAAUUCAAACGAGGAAAAGAUUCGCCAUGUGAUCAAGAAACUUGGCGAGAUUGUUCAGACGAAGAGGAGUCGUUUG